Messenger RNA from Poecilia reticulata (guppy), 2210 nucleotides. It is a transcript of the gene gprc5c, whose product is annotated as G protein-coupled receptor, class C, group 5, member C. Gene Ontology annotation, biological process: G protein-coupled receptor signaling pathway. Gene Ontology annotation, molecular function: protein kinase activator activity; G protein-coupled receptor activity. The record is from RefSeq and is a predicted model, not a curated record. NCBI's taxonomy places the organism in Eukaryota, Metazoa, Chordata, Actinopteri, Cyprinodontiformes, Poeciliidae. Gene Ontology annotation, cellular component: signaling receptor complex; extracellular exosome; intracellular membrane-bounded organelle.
UUCAGGUUUAUUUCAUGAUAAAUCCAUGAAGGSUUUCUAAAGAAAUGUUAGUUUUUAGUUGGAGUGUGCGUUUAGGUUUGCGUUUUUGUUUUUUUGUAUUUAUUGUGUUUGACGGGCUCUACCAGCUGUGCCUGUACAAGGGGUCACGGUAUCAAGUCAAAAGUAUUUACUUUGAAUCAACAGUACAUUGAGUGGUACAGCUCCAUCCACAACGUGCUUUUGGCUCSAUGGCUGCUAAUAUGACCCCUCMGGGCUGCGGCCCCGACCUGGACUCCCUCUAUUACAACCUGUGCAACCUCAGUGCUGUCUGGGGCAUCGUGGUAGAGGCCGUAGCAGCAGCUGGCGUCGUCUUCUCCUUCGUGCUCUUCGUUUCGCUUCUGGCCAGCCURCCCUUCAUCAAAAACCCCAACCAUAAAAGCUCUGUGGCUCUUCAGGCCAGCUUCCUGUUCUGCACUGCUGGACUYUUCUGCCUGACAUUCGCCUUCAUUGUGGGGAAGAACUUCUCCACCUGUGCCUCGAGAAGAUUUCUYUUUGGGGUGCUGUUUGGCGGGUGCUUCGCCUGCCUCCUGGUGCAGUGCAUCAGGCUGAACAUCUUGGCCAGGAGGAAUGCCGGGCCCCGGGGCUGGGUGCUCUGGCUGGGAGCGCUGGGGUUGUGGCUGGUGGAGGUCAUCAUCAACACCGAGUGGCUCGUCAUCACAGUCGUUCGCCACCCGCUGCUUCCUGUCAAUGCCACGACUGAACCCAUCAGAGCCACAGCAACACCUUGCAAUAUUGCCAACCAGGACUUUGUCAUGGCGCUGAUCUACGUGAUGGUUCUCAUCCUGGCUACGGUCAUGGCARGUCUUCCCAUCAUGGCGGGCAAAUAUGCAGAGUGGAAAAAGGAAGGUGGUCUCGUUCUGGUGACAAGCCUGAUCUCUGUGGGUAUCUGGGUGGCCUGGAUCGUCAUGUACGUGUAUGGGAAUGAACGAACUGGAGGCCCGACGUGGGACGACCCGACGCUGGCCAUCGCCUUGGUGGCAAAUGCUUGGGCGUUCAUCAUCAUCUACACCAUUCCUCAGAUUUGCUGUUUUAAUAGCGACGACGAGAUCGAAGAAGACUUCGGGGAGAACGCGUACACGAACCGGGGAGUCGGAUAUGAGACAAUCCUGAAGGAGCACAGCUCUCAGAAAAUGUUCAUGGAAAAUAAGGCUUUCUCCAUGGAUGAGCCAGGCCAAGGAAACAAGCCUGUGUCUCCGUACAGUAAUUACACUGGUCAGAUGCGCGCUUCAGUCUACCAACCAACUGAGCUGGCUCUCAUUACCAAAACAGUUGGAAAUCAACAACGUGAGCAGUCCUUUGACAUGAUCAUUCCCAGAGCUUCCAUGGCCUCUGCGGCCAACAGCGGGAGCAGUACCCCCUCAACACACACCGAGCCUGGGAACACUUCACGCUCACAGACAAGCGGUCAAAAUUUGCAUAGGACGGCCCAGUGGUGAUCACUACUCUACAACUGCAGCUCCACUCGACACCUGCUAUAACUUUGUCUCAUUCCUUCUCAUUUGCACUGGCUGACUGUAUGUUUGCUGUUUUUCACGGUUCCCUAAGCUGGCUCUAAGAGGAACCCCAUGGCCCCAACACAUGGAGGUGAACGUUAGAUCACCCCGGUGAUGGCGGUCAGAUAAACCCUCUAUUGACUGAUCGUGCGGACCACCAGGUGUCGGACAGUAGAGAGCUUAAUUCAGAGGAGAAAUCCCAGGGAUGAAGCUGUGCUUUCUGCAACAAAGUCUUUGUUGCAGAAAGAACAAAGACUUUCUGCAAAAGACACCAUUUGCUGACAACGAACUUUCAGCUCUCAGCUGCAAACACACAGAUGCACAAGGAUCGUGCUGACAGUGCCAGAAUUUUUGGGACACAACGUACUCUAUAUUCACACUUCACUUAAUCAUCAAAUCAUUUUCCACCAGUCAAAAUAAAGAAACCAGUUGCAAGUGCUUAUGAUUAAUGGCUGUAGAAAUGUAGGUUCGAUUGUAGGAGUAAAUGCCAUUUGUUAUGUCUUCACAAAAUUGAAUUAUUGUAAAUACAGUUUGUUUGUGUCGGUAUCAUUAGUAAUGCACUGCAUGGAAGUAUUGUAAGGGUGUGUAUUGUAAUUCUAUUUAAAGUGCUGCUGUGUGUUGUUUAAUUGUUUUAAAUGAUUUCUACCAAUCAAACAAUCGUGAGAUUUCAGAACUGAA